AUGGCGUUCCUUGUCCAGUGUACUUGUAGAAAGCUUCUCUCCCUCUCUUCAUCUCUUAGUAGAACACCAUCAAAGAUUUAUUAUUUAUUUUUUAUUAGUAUUCGUAUAACUGGUGUUGUUGAUGAAGAAGCUAUUAUUAAAAGCAACAAUGAAAAGACUCCAAACUCCAAGAAGAAGAAAGGAUCUCCUCUCAGUCGGAAACUGUCACGUCUUCAGAAACUCUCUCGUGCUAACUCAAACAAUAAAGACUCACUUAACGAGGAGGAGGGGUCAGGAGGCGUGGCUAAUGAUAAUAGACCGAUAUUAAUGGUUAGGACUGAGAAUGUGUACCAUGAACCUAUUGAGAAGUCACAAGAGAUCAAGGCAUUGUCAGCUGAAGUGAUUAAAACUAUCAGAGACAUCAUUUCAUUGAAUCCACUGUAUAGAGAGUCAUUGGCUCAGAUCAUUGAGGCUGGUAAAAGAGUUAUAGAUGAUCCUACACAUCUUGCUGAUUUUGGAGCUGCACUGACCAGUGGAGAAUCACAUCAAAUUCAAGCAGUUCUUGAAUGUCCAGACAUUCCUGAGCGAUUGAUGCUAACACUUGAACUACUCAAGAAAGAAUUAGCCAUUGUAACACUACAAAAGAAACUUUGAAAAGAAGUUGAAGAGAAGUUUACUAAAAUGCAGAGGAAAUAUUUAUUACAAGAACAACUGAAAAUAAUAAAGAGAGAACUAGGAAUAGAAUCUUUAGGUGUUGGUAAGACUAGUAUAGCUCGUUCAAUUGCCCGGGCAUUAAAUAGAGAAUACUUCAGGUUCAGUGUGGGUGGUAUGACUGAUGUGGCUGAGAUAAAGGGACACAGGAGGACAUACGUUGGAGCAAUGCCUGGUAAAGUGAUACAGAGCUUGAAGAAAGUACAGACCGAGAAUCCACUCAUACUGAUUGAUGAGGUUGAUAAACUGGGACGUGGGUACCAGGGUGAUCCAGCCAGUGCUUUGUUAGAGUUGCUUGAUCCAGAGCAGAAUUCUUUCUUUUUGGAUCAUUAUCUUGAUGUUCCUGUGGAUCUAUCACGUGUCCUGUUCAUUUGUACAGCCAAUACAACUGACACUAUACCAGGACCACUCAUUGACAGAAUGGAAAUAAUACAAGUCUCUGGUUAUAUAUCAGAAGAGAAGGAAGCCAUUGCUCAGAAUUACCUGAUACCUCAAGCUCGUUCUUCCUCUGGUUUGGAGGAUGGGCAGGUCCUCAUAGAAACUGAUGCUCUCCAGUCCCUCAUCAAGUGGUACUGUGGUAGGGAGAGCGGAGUGAGGAACCUACAGAAACACAUUGAGAAGAUAUUACGUAAAGCAGCUUUUAAAGUUGUGUCACAGACACAGACUAAUGAUGAUGAAGCUGAAGCUGAAGAAGAUGAAAAGAAAGAAGAAACAAAAGAAGAAGAAGCGAAACCUUCUCCCCCUCCUGUCACAAUCUCUUCUUCUAAUUUAAAAGAUUUUGUCAGUCAUCCUCCUUUUGUUUCCGAUCGUCUCUACGAGACCACACCCCCUGGUGUUGUCAUGGGUCUGGCCUGGACGUCAAUGGGAGGUACUACUCUUUAUGUGGAGACAGGCGUGGCUGAGGGGCGGGGCCUCUUAAAGGAGGAGAGAGGGGAGGGGGGUAUGACUACUACUGGACAGUUAGGAGAUGUAAUGAAGGAGUCAACUGUUAUUGCUUAUACUUUUGCUAAGUCAUUUUUGUCUUCAAAAGAUCCUACAAAUGAUUUCCUUGAUAAAGCAAAAAUUCAUCUCCAUGUUCCUGAGGGUGCUACCCCAAAGGAUGGUCCUUUAGCAGGUGUCAUUAUAGUCUCUGCCCUCCUCUCACUGGCUAUGGAUCGUCCAAUACGUCAGAAUGUUGCCAUGACUGGGGAACUGUCACUCACUGGAAAAAGAGCCAUUGGCUCAGAUCAUUGAGGCUGGUAAAAGAGUUAUAGAUGAUCCUACACAUCUUGCUGAUUUUGGAGCUGCACUGACCAGUGGAGAAUCACAUCAAAUUCAAGCAGUUCUUGAAUGUCCAGACGUAA
This is a messenger RNA of Amphimedon queenslandica, 2033 nucleotides long. RefSeq names its product lon protease homolog, mitochondrial-like. Gene Ontology annotation, molecular function: single-stranded DNA binding; ATP hydrolysis activity; ATP binding. Gene Ontology annotation, biological process: protein catabolic process; protein quality control for misfolded or incompletely synthesized proteins; chaperone-mediated protein complex assembly. NCBI's taxonomy places the organism in Eukaryota, Metazoa, Porifera, Demospongiae, Haplosclerida, Niphatidae. Gene Ontology annotation, cellular component: mitochondrial matrix. The record is from RefSeq and is a predicted model, not a curated record.